Molecule: messenger RNA, 3990 nt
Organism: Melitaea cinxia (Glanville fritillary)
Lineage: Eukaryota; Metazoa; Arthropoda; Insecta; Lepidoptera; Nymphalidae
Gene: nolo
Product: protein madd-4
Exons: 29
Coding region: 1-3849 (1282 amino acids)
Biological process (GO): extracellular matrix organization
Source: RefSeq, a predicted model, not a curated record
AUGCAAACAGCACCUAAAUCAAUGAUUUUUCCUGGUCGGUGUGCUCAUAGGCACGGUCAUGAUGUAUCAACGGAGUUUCCAGAAGUGCUAGAUGCUCAUCACGACAACACUACACACCAUGGAAAGGAAAGAGGUGGUUGGUCACAAUGGAGCGAGUGGUCACUGUGCUCGCGAACGUGUGACGGCGGCGUGUCCAGACAGCUCCGAACAUGCUCAUCGCCUACCGGCUGUCGCGGCGAGCCAGUGCGGUAUAAGAUAUGCAAUAUGCAGCCUUGCCGUGGAAACGUUUCCCUUCUAGAAGAAGAUAUCUGGAGGGAGCAGCAGUGCAGCGCUCACGACAAUACCCCAUAUGGGGGUGAAUUGUUCCACUGGACAGCCCAUAGAGAUGACGACGAACCUUGCGCCCUGACUUGUCGUGGAACUCCACAACAUUCUGGACAAAACCCUGAACCAACGGUGGCUUUGGAUGAAGACGAUCGUGUGGUGGUAGCGGUGUUGGCAGCCAGGGUGUCUGAUGGCACUCGAUGCAGGCCAGGAAGUCUAGAUAUGUGCAUUGAUGGGAGGUGUCAGAGAGUCGGCUGUGAUCUACGAGUUGGUUCGACUAGAAGAGUUGAUGAGUGUGGCGUUUGUGGUGGAGAUGGCUCAUCGUGCUCCCGACCGAGGUACCACUGGCUGUCAACUCCUGGCUCACUCUGCUCAGCCACUUGUGGUGGAGGUUACAAGAUGUCACUGGCUGUGUGUCGAGAUCGGUUGACAGGCCUCGAUGCGCCAGAGGAGCUCUGCGACGGUUCCAGUAAACCCGCUUCAGCUGUGGUACGCUGUAACACACACCCGUGCCCGUUUAAAUGGUACGUCGGCGAAUGGUCGCCGUGCAGUAUGACCUGCGGUGGCGGAGUGAGAACCAGACGCGUUCUAUGUGCGAGAUCAGCGAACAUUACACGGACCGAUACAUACGAUCCAGAAACAAGUUCAGAGCCCGGUUGCAUGUCGCCCGCUCCGAGGUCAACUCAAACAUGCAACGAACAGUCUUGUCCGACCUGGAUCGCCGGGCCCUGGUCUGGAUGUUCAGUAUCUUGUGGCGAAGGGGUACAAGUUCGCGGUGUGGAGUGUACACCAGCGGGUGGAGGGUGUGAUCCAGCCACCAGGCCGGAGAUAUCCAGACCUUGUUCCACGGGAAUCAGCUGUCCAGCUUACAGAGAAACUGAAGAACCUGAUGAUGACAUUGAAGAUCUCUUACCCGGAGUGGUGUAUCACACGCAGCCUUUAAUACAGCCUUACCCACCUCCUCAAGCUAAGGCUGAACAACUCAUCGGAGAACCUGACGUCCCAGUUGAAGCCACUUACAUCAAAGAUGAUGACUGGGGACCGUGCAGCGUGACCUGCGGUGAAGGCUGGAGGAAAAGAGAGGUCCACUGUAAAAUAUUCUUAGAAUUCAGUCGAACGAUUGCAAAAUUACCAGAUAGUAAAUGUAUGGGACCAAAGCCGACUGAAGAAACUGAAAGAUGCGUUAUGGAACCCUGCUCAAUGGCGUAUGGAACUUCGUUUGGGGACUCCAGCAUUCCAGCUUAUAAUGGUGGUGACAGCAGGUCAUUAAUGGGUACAUCCGGCAACAUCCGAGUGGCGCCUGGAUCGCCCGGGAAAUCAUAUUCGUGGAAGGAGAAGGGAUACACUAGUUGUAGCGCAUCUUGCUUAAGUGGAGUUCAGGAACUCAUAAUACAGUGUGUGAGGGAUGAAGAUGGUAAAAACGCAUCUCCAUACAUGUGCGACCCUAAUACAAAACCAGAGAACCGAGUACGUACCUGUAACGACCAUCCCUGCCCGCCCCGGUGGAACUAUACGGAGUUUUCUCAAUGCACCAAGUCUUGCGGAAUCGGUAUUCAGACCCGCGAAGUCACAUGCAUUCACGAAGUAACUCGCGGUGGUACAAAUACAGUGGUGGUACCAAACAGUAUGUGUCCGCAACCGCCCCCACCAGACCGACAGUACUGCAACGUCCUCGACUGCCCAGUAAGGUGGCAUGCUGGUGAAUGGUCGAAAUGCUCCAAGACCUGCGGGGGUGGUAUGAAACAGAGAGAAGUGGUUUGUAAGCAAAUAAUGGCGCAGUCACACGUGGUAGAGCGACCGGCAUCACAGUGCAACAAUCCUAGACCAGCCGACACUAAAUCAUGCAACAGCCGCCCAUGUUUACUGGAUACGUCGUCACCAGAAAUAUCGUUAGCGAAUUCAUCGUAUAUACAGCAUGAUCCGAAGAAAAAGAAGGUGACGGUAAAAGUCGGCGGUUCGGCGACAAUAUUUUACGGGACUCAAGUAAAAAUCAAAUGUCCUGUGAAAGGAUACAAUAGGACCAAGAUACAGUGGGCGAAAGACCAUCAAAUUAUCACGAAGUCGAAAAAAUACAAAAUAUCUAAAAAGGGCGCUCUUCGCAUUACAUCUCUUUCACUUCGAGAUCAUGGAGUCUACACUUGUGUCGCCGGUAGAUCCAGUGCGAAUUUGACUUUACUUGUCAAACCAAGGCCUGGAGAAUUUCCAUCGAGUGAAGAAAUUGAAAGGCAUAAAGCGUUGGAUGAACCUUCUUCGCCGUUAUCUGAUAGUAGAGCUGAUGGACGUUACCGAGCCAUGAUAGGAGGAAGGUCUGACGACCAAUCCCACGAGCAACGUCCUCCCGAUCAAAAGAAAAACUACAAGAAUAGACAGAAAGGUAAAGUAGACAAAGUACGGGACGCAUUGUACGGAGGCUCGGGCACAACCAGCACUAAAGCCUCUCCGAGCUACAACUCACAAGCAAGAGAUAUUUAUGACGAGAAUGAAAAGACUGCUGUAUCGUCUCAGAUGCUUCCGCCCAAACGAAGCAGCGCAUCCAGGUUAUUGCCGUGUCUGCAUUACCUUGUAAUGCAACUACAGAUGUUCUGGAAUUUUCAGACCGUCGGAAACUCGAGGGGUCAAAGAAUGGUGGAUCCAAUAGUUAUGUACCACAAUUAUGGAACUCCGACACAAGCGCAAGCUGUCAAUUUCGAAGAUAAGCAAAUAGUUUUUCCAGAAGACGACGAUUCUGAUAUAAUUAUAGUUAACGAAGACUAUAAUAGAAAUACUAUUGACGGAGGAAGGGUUGAAAGUGUUAAAGAGAAUAUUAAUGAAUUGAUUGAGACUACAACACAGACAGAAAAUAGGGUAACAGCGCACGAUAUUAGUGAAUACGCUUGGAAGACCACAGAUUGGUCAUCAUGCAACGCGCCGUGUGGUCAAGUCGGUCACCAAAUAAGAGGAGCAGUUUGUCAACACAAACUACCCAACCAAACGACAACAGUAGAAACUGAUGAGUGUCUUUCAAGAGGGCUGACACCUCCAUCAGUUUUACGCGACUGCGCCAGCAAUAGCUGUGCCACUUGGAGAACUGGAUCUUGGUCGGCUCCCAGGUGCCUGGCUUCUGGAACUGCCAUAGUUCGUCGCCGGGUGGAGUGUGUCUCAGAUAAUGGAACGGUAGUUCAGGAUUCGGCUUGUAUCUACAGUGACCAACCAGAGAAGACUAAGAGAGAACCUCAAUUAUGUAAACCUGUAUGGGCCGUUGGACCUUGGAGUAAGUGCAAAGGUCCGUGCGGCCAGGGCCUGCAACACCGCGUGCUGCGGUGCGUGUGGCGCGCGACGGGGACGCGACCGCGGCGCGCGCGCGAGCGACCCGCCGCCGCGUGCGCGCGCGCUCGCCCCGCCGUUGUUAGGAAUUGCUCGUCAGUCAAUUGUGUUCAAGAUGGCGUCUGUAGAGACACGUCGAGAUUUUGCGAGAACGUUCGAGCGAUGAACAUGUGCGCGCUCAGACGUUACAAAGAACAGUGUUGCAAGACUUGUGAAGACUAAUAUGUAAUGGAACAUUCCAGAAUUUCAAUUAAAGAGGCAAUUAGGACAUGUGACUUUUAGUGAAAAAGUUGUUGGGUCUCGGCGGAUUUUAUUCUAUACGUAAAAAAGUUUAGACUGAAAAAGAUCUUAUUUUAAGUUUAA